CGUAACACAAUGUUGACAGUAAAACCAUCAAAAAGAAAGAAAAGUAAAAAUUUUGUUUUCGUCAUUUGAGCGAUCGAAACAUCUUGCCUAUGGUUUAAUCAAACAUAAUAUAAGACAACAUGUUUUGCUGCUUAAGAUUUUGUUUGAAUAAUACGUUGAGUCGUCCUAAAACUACCGGUCACAGCUCUAAUAUUGACAGAAUUAAGCUGGACAGUGCACAUAUGGGACAUGAAGUUGUUAUAGUGAAAGAUGGCUGUCGCAUUUGUGGGUCUGGCGGCGCCCUGACUAGUGCUCCGUUAGUACAAUCAAAAUCCUACUUUGAAGUGAAAUUACAGCAAAAUGGUCACUGGUCGGUUGGUUUGGCAACGAGGAAAACGGAUUUAAAUAAAACAAAAGGCGGAACCGACAAGGAGUCGUGGUGCUUGGGAUCUGAUAAUUUAGUUUUACAUGACAACAUCGAAGUCCACAAAUUGUCGAUGAAAUCGAAUGACAUAUGCAGUUCAUUGGACAAUAUCAAUGGGACCACUGUUAUUGUGCCGGAAUCUCAAUCGAACGAAACGGGUAUACCAUGCGAGGGCGACACGUUAGGUGUGGCAUACGAUCAUGUGGAAUUAAAUUUUUAUUUGAACGGGAAGAAGUUAGACAUUCCAGUGUUAAAUGUUAAAGGAACCGUCUAUCCGGUGCUGUUCGUGGAUGACGGAGCAAUACUGGACAUCAUACUGGACGACUUUAAUUACGGGCCACCGCCUGGUUUCGAGAAAAUAAUGAUCGAACAAUCGCUACUCUAAGAGGUCCAUGUUCAUCGAUUUAAUGUCGCUCUGAUUACCGAGAGAGACGCCAUUUGAAAACAUAAAUCUAAACAAUUUAUCUAAAGACUUAAAAUUAGCAAUGGUCAUUGGCAUCACUGUUUCACUGUAAGCACACCAUCCCACACGUUGUCCAUAAUAGUCAAACAGUGAAAAACAAAACCACAAACGAAUGGCUUCUAAAACCUUAUCUGCUAGCGUGAAGUCAAAUAUCUUAUAUACCGUACGCUAACCGAUAAGCUGUGAACAGCGCAGCUCUGCUUCCCAAUUUUUGUUUUGUGUAACGUGAUUACAGCCCUUGCCUUCUGCUGCAAACUUCCCACAUACAUCUGAACAAAAAUUCGGAAGCAGGCGCCUAAUCUACUAAUUACAUUUCCACUUAAAACGAGAUAAGCAAAAGGUCUGUUUACAACACUCGAAUUCAAUAUUUAAAUUUUACCUUUACAUAAAAACAAAUCGUAUUCAUGAAUUCAUAAACAAUAAUAAAUUAAUUAAUUAAUUUUACAAUCGCUGGCGUCAACAUUAGUGCAUUUAAUUUAUAAAAAAAAAACAUAUUUAACGGAUAGGAGAUGAAAGACAUGAUAAGGAACUAUUUAAUAUGUAAAGUAAUAAAUGUGAUAAAUUAAUCCAAACUAA
Molecule: messenger RNA, 1442 nt
Organism: Bradysia coprophila
Lineage: Eukaryota; Metazoa; Arthropoda; Insecta; Diptera; Sciaridae
Product: SPRY domain-containing protein 7
Molecular function (GO): protein binding
Source: RefSeq, a predicted model, not a curated record